Messenger RNA from Ictalurus punctatus (channel catfish), 1810 nucleotides. RefSeq lists its product as uncharacterized. Bases 28 to 1677 code for a protein of 549 amino acids. NCBI's taxonomy places the organism in Eukaryota, Metazoa, Chordata, Actinopteri, Siluriformes, Ictaluridae. The transcript is spliced from 8 exons. The record is from RefSeq and is a predicted model, not a curated record.
CCCAGUGAUCUAGGAAAAAGAGUGCAAAUGUUGUGGCGAAAGCAAAAAUGUCUGAUGCUAAUGGCAGUACUGAUUCUGAGCCUCUCAGUUUUUUUCCUUGAGGCAGUUCCUAAAGGUAAUGCAGUCCAAGCUGGUAGACUUAUCAUGGGCUCCAGCAGAGCUACAAAUGAACCCAAGGAUGAUCUUGUCAAGAGGAUACAUGAUGAACAUGCUGGAGAUGCCAAUGGGUACCAAUCUGAUCAACCAGAGUUAACAGAAGGGUCCAAACUGGCCAAGUUAAUGCAAAGGCACUGGAGUCCCUCAGUGUGGUGUGAUGGUGAUUCAAUGACCCUGCAAAUUCAGGGAAAUCAAGUACCCAACUUCUUGGUUGAGACAAGUGAGGAGGGCCUAGUACCACUAUCCCAAAUGCCGUCCCACUGUGGCUUUUCGUUGAGGAGGGCCCACAGAGAGGUUGCACUCAUUGCCAAGUAUGCUGGCUGUAACGUUGCACAGCAGGGGAAUAGCUACAUCCUGCCGUUAUGGGUUUCUGGAGUUGCUGUGAAGAUGGUCUGUCCUGUGGCUUGUCCUCUCACUGUCUCCUGUAGCCCUUCAGCUAUGGUUGUCAAUCUUGGUGUGUCUACAGCUGCUCUCAGGCUGAAGGUGAAUGGUGUGUGGCAACCUGUGUACCAAGCUUCCACCUGUGGCUUUACCUUGGAAGUUGUGGGAGGUGGACUGACCCUAACUGCACCAUAUGCAAGCAACUGUUGGCAACUUGAGGGUGCCAAGAUGCUUUUGUCUGUGCAAUACAUGGAUAGGGAGUUGACCUUGUCCUGCCCAGCUGUUCAGCCCCCAGCUACUACUCCUUUACCUGCUCACAUGGAUCCAGAAGCUUCCACAGAUGCCCCCGUGACUACCUUGGCUACGACGGUUGCACCAGCUAGUGCUUAUCAGCUGCCUUUCUAUCCUUGGUUACGUGGACUGUAUCCUUAUGGUUAUGGAAUGCCAUGGAAUUUCCAAAAUGGUCAUCUGCGAACUCCCCCAGUUACCCACACCACUACGACUACUCCAGCUGCUGCUACGACUACUCCAGCUGCUGCUACGACUACUCCAGCUGCUGCUACGACUACUCCAGCUGCUGCUAUGACUACUCCAGCUGCUACAGUUGCACCAACUAGUGGUCAGCUGCCUUUGUAUCCUUGGUUAUCUGGCAUGUAUAAUCCUUAUGUUUAUGGUAUGCCAUGGCGUUUUCAACAUAGCCAGCCUGGAACUCCCCCAGUUACCCAGACCACCACAACUACUCCAGCUGCCACAGUUGCACCAGCUAGUGCUGGUCAGCUGCCUUUGUAUCCUUGGUUAUCUGGAAUGUAUUAUCCUGGUGGGCAUGGAAUGCCAUGGAAUUUCCAAUAUGGCCAUCCUGCAACUCCCCCAGUUACCCAGACCACCACAACUACUCCAGCUGCUACUACGACUACUCCAGCUGCUACAAUUACCACAGUUGCACCAGCCAGUGCUGAUCGGCCACUCUGGUAUCCUUGGUUACCUGGAAUGUAUAAGCCUUAUGUCCCUAUGGGUUCACCUGGUGCUCCAGUGUCUGGCCCUAACAGUGGGGUUAAAAAGCAGAUGUACCAAAUGCCCUGGAUGAAUGCCUUUUCCCAAGUACCUGGCUUGAAAUCAAAUGCCAGGCUCUCCAGUGGUUAACCUAUCAAAAUUUGUCAGAUCCUGCUCACUUUUCUCCACUACAGGUCAAAGCACAUCCAGGAAAAUGAGCAAUACUAUACUGUGGUUAUCAAAUGGCGGUGGUGAUGGAUCAAUAAAAACAAAUUCAAAAUGG